AUGUCAAAACGUAAAAUUAUUGAUUAUUUUUCUAAAAAUACAAAUCAAGAUGAUUGUGAACCAACUUCUAGUAAAAAUUCAACGAAAACACCAAGUACACUAAAUAAAACUGAAAGUAUGCAUGCAAAUGAAAAUGAUAUAAGCUUAUUCGUAAACCGUAGAUUAUCAGAUGCUGAUAAAUUUACUGCACUUAAAAAUGUAUGGUUACCAUUGACAACAUUUGAGUUUCCUUUAAACCAAAAAAAUAAGAAAAGAGGUUUAAAAUUCCAAUAUAAAUGGUUGCUUCAAUUUAAUUGGCUUGUUUACUCAAAAAUAAAAAAUGGUGCUUAUUGCAAGUUUUGUGUAGUAUUUGCAAAAUGUGGUGGAAUAAGGAAUCAGCCUUUAAAUAAAUUGGUAUUAGAAGCAUUUGAUGCAUGGAAAAAAGCUCUUGAGUGUGAUUUUGAACCUAAAAUCAGAACACUUAAAAGACUUUGUGCCACACGCUGGGUGCAGCGUUAUGACGCUGUGAACGAUUUUGUCGAACUAUUCCCUUGUGUGGUGGCUGCAUUAGAAAUAAUUACAGAAUGGAACGACAGUUCUGCCACUGAUGCUGCCAUAUUAUUAAAAGCUAUUGAUAGUGAAUUUUUGAUCUCACUUCAAAUUACUAAAUUUUUAUUUUCCUAUGGAUUGCCACUAUGUAAGCAAUUACAAUCCAAAAAAAUUGACUUAGUAGAAGCAGUUUGCCUUGCCGAGGAUAUAAUUUCAGCACUUCAGAAUAUUAGGAUUAAUAUUGAACAAGAAUUUAAUAAUAUAUUCUUAAUGGCAAAGGAAAUGGCUAAAGUUAUCAGCUUAAAUCUAUCGGUGAAAAGAAUUACAAAAAGACAAACCAAUCGUGCAAAUUUUUUUACAGAUUCUGAUAAUAAUAAAAUAUCAGACAUAAAUGUUGAACAUUAUUAUCGAACUACAAUAUUUAUUCCAUAUUUGGAUUUCUUUAUUGCACAAUUAGAAGAAAGAUUUACUGCACACAAAACAAUUUUUAAAGGAUUUGAGACUAUUUUUUCAAAAAAUCAGUUCUUAAAUGCAAGUGAAAUUGAAUCCUUUAAAAAUCUGGCAGAGUUUUAUUCACCGCAUGUAAAUAAAGACAACAGUUUGGCUGAACUGAAAAUAUGGCGAACAAAGAUAUUGGACAAUUCUGAAGUCAUUAAAACUGGCCUAGAUGCUCUUCAACUCUGCAGUUCCUCUAUUUAUACAAAUUUGAAUAAGUUACUAAAAAUUUUAUGUGUCCUACCCGUUUUAACAUCCACCCCAGAAAGAACGUUUUCAACAUUAAAGAGGGUGAAGACAUUCACUAGAAACUCAAUGCUUGAAGACCGUUUGAAUGGAUUAACGUUGUUGGCAGUACAUAAAGAUAUUAGCAUUACUCCAGAUGAAGUCUUGGAUGAAAUGUCUAUGAAGCCAAGAAAACUUGAACUUAUACUUUAG
Messenger RNA from Metopolophium dirhodum (rose-grain aphid), 1461 nucleotides. Its product is annotated as 52 kDa repressor of the inhibitor of the protein kinase-like. The transcript has 8 exons. Bases 1 to 1461 code for a protein of 486 amino acids. NCBI's taxonomy places the organism in Eukaryota, Metazoa, Arthropoda, Insecta, Hemiptera, Aphididae. The record is from RefSeq and is a predicted model, not a curated record. Gene Ontology annotation, molecular function: protein dimerization activity.